AUGACCGACCGACACGUGUUGUUUCUCUUCGGAGGUGAUCAAUCGUGGAAGUCCAGCGCUUGGACCGCUUCCGACGACCGCGUUCGAGGGGGUCGCAGUCAGUCUUAUUUGCGAUGCCAAAAUGUCGGGCCAGCAGAGUUCCAUGGUCAUCUCGACAUCACGGCGCUCGGGGGCGCUGGGUUCGCAUCGCAGCGGACUGUUGGGUCCCUCGACCUGGAUUUGACUUGUUAUGAAGGGCUCAGCAUUAGCAUCAGUCACAGUGACGGCAAGAAAUACACUUUGACGCUGAAGGACGAGAUAUUGCCGCGGCGACCCGAUGGACGCGAGCAGAGUACAGUUAGUUGGGAGUUUGAUUUUGUGCAUCCUGACUCUGGGGAGCUGUUUAUCAAAUGGGCCGAUUUCAAGCCGACAUAUCGAGGGAAGCCGAAACCUGACACGGCCCCGCUGGAUCUCGCCCAUGUACAGAGAAUCAGUUUUAUGAUGCGAAGCUUCUUCGGUGAGCAGCAGGGAGACUUUGAACUGGCUAUCAACCACGUUGCGGCAUUCAACACGCGGUCCUCGUCCGGGUCGUUGUCCCUUUCGUCGUCGACAGCAUCAGUGGAAGUGCCCGACUUGGACAAGGUUCAAGACAAAGGCAAACAUACACAGGACGGUCACCGCGAGGCUUCUUGGAAAAAGUGGUUGUGCGGUUGGGCUAGAUGA
Messenger RNA from Verticillium nonalfalfae, 702 nucleotides. RefSeq lists its product as uncharacterized. Lineage: Eukaryota; Fungi; Ascomycota; Sordariomycetes; Glomerellales; Plectosphaerellaceae. The transcript is spliced from 3 exons. Gene Ontology annotation, biological process: NADH dehydrogenase complex assembly. Bases 1 to 702 code for a protein of 233 amino acids. The record is from RefSeq and is a predicted model, not a curated record.